Dichomitus squalens LYAD-421 SS1 is the source of this 555-nucleotide messenger RNA. RefSeq names its product hydrophobin. The coding region runs from base 95 to 418 and encodes 107 amino acids. NCBI's taxonomy places the organism in Eukaryota, Fungi, Basidiomycota, Agaricomycetes, Polyporales, Polyporaceae. The record is from RefSeq and is a predicted model, not a curated record. Gene Ontology annotation, molecular function: structural constituent of cell wall. Gene Ontology annotation, cellular component: fungal-type cell wall. The transcript is spliced from 3 exons.
UCAUCGCGUCCUUCCAGUCGCAUUUCUCUCGUAUCCCAGCUCUCAAGCAAACACCUACCCACAGUCACUCUUUACCCAACCACCCACGCUCACUAUGUUCGCCCGUGCCGCCGCUUUCUCCCUCCUUGCCCUCCCUAUCUUUGCGGCCGCUUCCCCUGUCCGCCGCGGCAACUGCAACACUGGAUCUGUCCAGUGCUGCAACUCUCUUGAGAGCUCCGACAACAACGCUGUUUCGCUCCUCCUGGGGCUCUUAGGCGUGACGCUCCAGGGUAUCACUGGUUCCGUCGGGCUUCAGUGCUCGCCCCUCCAAGUUGUUGGUCUUGGCAGUGGGAGCGCGUGCUCUCAGCAGCCCGUCUGCUGCCAAAACAACAAUGUCGGUGGUCUGAUCUCCAUCGGCUGUGUCCCGAUCGAACUUUAGGUUUGGGGUUGGAUUUUGCCGGGAUUGGAUCGUCUUGGAAUAGGGAUUUAGGCUACAGUAAUGCGAACCUAAUAUUACGCCAUUGGCAUUUGAACUCCAUCGUGUAUUGCCUCACCGGUGGUGAGUUAAUCGAGCUA